Anopheles stephensi (Asian malaria mosquito) is the source of this 3094-nucleotide messenger RNA. RefSeq lists its product as uncharacterized. The record is from RefSeq and is a predicted model, not a curated record. Lineage: Eukaryota; Metazoa; Arthropoda; Insecta; Diptera; Culicidae. The transcript has 3 exons. The coding region runs from base 1916 to 2728 and encodes 270 amino acids.
AUUUUUUUUUUUUUUUGCUGCCGCAUCUCAGGCCCAGAGUCUACAUUUUUUUGUUUUCUUACCGUAUUCGGUUUUCUUCUGGGAAAGUAAAAACUACGACGAAAGUCACCCCAGUUCUCACACCCUAAAGUUGUAUGGUGUACACCUAUGUUCUACAUUCGGCGCACACUAUCCUGCAGUACCGGUGUCCGAGAAUCAUCAACGCACUCUCCCUGUCCUGGUGAUACAUUGCAACGAUAAGCAUUUCUGAUGGUUCCCAACCCAUCAAUAAAAAAAAUGUCAGGCACGUCAAUUUUUUUACUUCCUUUUCUUAUGUAGUAUAUGAAGGAUUUUCAUUAUGUUUUUUUUUUUUGUUAGUCAAACAGGAAAAUCAGUUUUCUUUGUAGUUUACAUAUUUGAUUUUUAUCACACAUUGAACGUAGGUGCGUGAAUUGAUUGUUCUAUUUCUCCACUUGUGUGUUGGGACAUCUUUUACAGCGUUUUAAGAGUAUUACAACCUCUGCCAGCUUGCAGGACCAGCUGCAAGAAGAAAACCGACAUCGGAUUUUGUUUUCCUUUCGAAGCUUAACGCUUAAUAAGCGCAGGUAAGCUUUCGUGUGGCUAUGAUCAUCCAAGCUAGCUCAUUAGGAAUGUUUUGUUUAAAUCAAAUAGAUCCUGGGAUUCUUGCAAGAUCUCCGCCUUGUUCGCCUUUACGAUGCCGACCAAGGAAUAACGGUAUUCAAAUCAAGGAGCUUAGGGAACAUUCUAUCGGGGACUCGAGGUCGUUACCAUAUACGAAAUCAUAUGAAAACAUGCUUCGCUACAAUUUUACUUUAGUUUCCAGCUCGAUCCGCAACACUGUUACCUUCCGCAUUUUAGUUGCCUUCCAAUAUUUACUUAUUAAACUUACAUCUAAAAAGACUCAGCCCAACUAUCGAAACAUCGACACAUGGUAGCAGUUUACCUUAUUUUCCUGAAUUAUGUCCUUUCUAAGCUGUUUCCUUCACUCUAAAAUCUGGUCGUACACUGUUUCCAUUGCUUUCAAAAAAUUGGUUUGAGCGCAGUCCGUUCGUUACCAGUUCGUUUGGCCAGGUACCCCGGUGUACCCGAUGACAACUGAUUUCGGAGCUAUGCGUCUUGCGACACCACCGGAACGGCUGCUGGCGGAGAAAAUCCUUCCACGACCCUCUAGCGUCUCUAGCGGGCGCACCCGUCGAGUGUGUUAUAGCCCAUAGCCCCUAGAUGGGCCACAACUUUCAGGAAGUAAUCUGACUGCUCACGGUGGCACACACACGUACGGGUCGAUAGAUGCCAUGCGGCAGAAGUGGCGAUUCAGGUAACAAUCUGAUCCUUUGCACCUUUGCCCAGACAGAAAAGGUGUGCUAUGGCAUGUGAAAAGGAAAACAUCAAGCAACACGGAAGCUAAAACCCUACGGGCCCGACAAGGACACGGCGGAGUGGUAGAUAAGGACGAACGAUUUGCCGCCUAGACCAUUGAUUCCCGCCAAGGCUUCGGUUCGGAUUGCCCCACAUACGGCAAGGCUUUUGCACCCUGUUGUCAGUUUGCAAACAUACCUCGUGACGUCGAUGUCGCGUCUGUCCGGUACCAACGUCGGUACCAUACGCUCGUGAUCAAUGUGUAACCGGCAGCAUCCGUGUUGGUUGGCGUGUGCGAUAUACUUGUGCCGUUGGAUUUGGUGCAACAACAGUGGCCUCGAUCGAUGAGGAUCGAUGAAUGUUGACCGUCGUUCUUCGUGUAGAAAAUAAGCGAACUCAUUUCAAGUUUCCGAACCAAACCUCGGACGGGCACCGUCGUGGAAGGAAGUACGCAAGAGCGAUACACGAGAAAAAGGUCGAGAAACAAACCCGGAAGGAGAAAGAGAUUAAGCAAUAGAAGCAGGGAAGCUGUGGCACACUGGUGAAAGGUGACAACACCAUGCUGAAGUGGGUCGUCACACGCGCACCUCAGACCAUGUGCAAUGAGUGGCAAACGCAUCGAGACCACCAGUGGCGCUGGAACAUAGACACCCGGUGUCCUGAACAGAAGCCGGAGUUCGAAAACAACAACAACCUACCAUCGGUGAAAACCAAGAACUGCUACAACACCGUGCCCAGUUCACCACCACCACCACCGUACCGUACGCAUCUCGAAUCGAAAGGGCGCGAUUCGACAACGCUGCUGCUGACAGCAAAGAGCCCACCUUCGACUGUGCUUUCCAAUGCCAGUCUCAACAGUACGGCGUCUUCCUUUCGCUACUUCCUAGUGAACAAUCAUUCGUCGCCUCUACAAAUGCUGAACCACCCGAUCGGUGACUGUGUGUCACGCAGAAGCAGCAGCAGCAGCAGCAGCAGCCGAUCUCCUCGGCACGGAUCGGGUUACCGGAGAACCACCGCCCAUCGACGACAGCAGCGGCGCCGACUCUCCAGUCUGCAUAUACGCGAACCAUCCGAACUGGCAUCGCCCAGCUACCGGCAGGCUGAUGAUCCGGCGAACGAUCUAUCAAGCGACGUACUGCUGACACCGUUGGCCGAUCGACUCACCACGCUCAGCGGACCGGCACAGUGGCAAGAGGUUUGGGGCAUUUUUGCCACCGAAAAUGAGCACUACAAUGAGCGCGAAAUCAAAACGCCAGAGGCGGAAAGGAUGGCGCCGCCGUCGUUGAACCACGGUGACGCUCGCCAGCUAGUAAGGCGAAGAGCCGUCCGUCGAAGGAAAACCGCACGCUCGACUAGCACGAAAAACGUUUAACGUUACUAUCAACAGUAUAUGGUUUGGGUGAUGAUGAGAGAAACAAAUGUAUUAUAAUGCACUAAACUUAAUGGAUAAACUUUAAUGAAUAGUACUGUGUAGAACUAAUGCAAACGCGACACGAGCGUUUAUUUAUAUCUCUUCUUCCUUGGUACUACAACCUUGAAAGGGGUCUCGGCCUGCCAUUUCUGGCUUUCUGUGACUUGACUUUACCCAUAACAAAGUAGUCUAGAUGGGAUGGGAUUUGAACCCUAGGGUCCUGCCGUGUGAAGAUCGGUGCCGCUGUCACCGCGGCCACCGGACCGCCCCGCUGUAGUGAACACCAAAUAAAAAAAAUCGAGCUAAUCAAACGCCGUUUUGCUGUAA